UACAAAUUACAACCAUUCAUAUGUAUUUGUGUUCGUAGUUCGUACAUGUUUUAUAUAUAAUGAAUUCAUAUACAUGUCAAAACAAGUUAGUGUACAAAAUAAAUUAGAUUUAUUGAAAUUAAUAUAUCCUAAUUAUGAAGAGAUAGUCUCAAUUUGAAGUAAAAUUUAAUUGUGAAAUAAUUUGUAACUUUUUAGUGAAUUUGGCGGUAAAAAUAAUUGGAUAAAAAUUAUUUAAAAAGUUAACUUUCAAAAGAAUUCAAAAUGAGACGCACCAGGAGAAUGGCUAAAAUAGUAGAAAGUAGUGAUAGUGAAGAUAAUGUACCUUUAAAGAAGUUGCAUCAAUUCUCUAAUAAUCCCUCUUCAAUAAAAGAAAAUGAUUCCUCAAGUGAAAGCGAUAUCGAAAAUUAUUUGCAGCCCAUUGACAAAAUUGAUUUAAAUUCAUCUUUCUUCAAUACCCAAAAGAAAAAUGAAGAAGAGUUUAACAAAAUAGAGAAAGAACUAUUUGCCGGAAUAACAAGACUUAGUGACUCAGACUCAGAUGAUGUAGAUGCAAAUGAGGAUAAAAGCUCACCGAAAAAUUCAGAACAAAUAGAAGUGGAAAAUAAUCCUAGCACUAGUGGCACUAAAUUAAACUUCAAGCAGUUAGAAGAAUAUACUAGGCAAAUAGAAGAGGCCAAGAAACAUAUUGAAAAAUAUAAUGCCAAGAAAAAAGCAUCCAAAAAAAUAGAAGAAAAUAAUUUAGACAUCUCAAAUCUGUUAGCUGUUGGAGAAUCCAAACAAGUAACUCUUGAGGAUAUUAAACUUGAGGAUUUGCAUUCAAGUGACUUUGAAUCAGGCGAUUCAGAGCGAGAAGACUGGGAAGAAGUCAAAAUUAAGGAUUAUCAGGAAACCAAGGAACAUAAUGUUAUUCGAAAACAAGAUAUACAAAUUGUAGUUAAUAUGCCGGACUCUUGCAGAAAAAAGAAAGGUGUAGAUUUGCUUGCAGCUAUGAAACGGCGAUUGAAUCGUAUAAGGAAAGAAAAUCAAGUAUAUGUCCAUAAGGUGCAUUUACUGUGUUGGAUAGCACACGGUAAUUACGUUAAUGCAGCUAUUAAUAACACCGAAAUAUUGGGCUUGGCUCUGUCAUUAUUGCCUUCAGAUAAGUGUUAUCCUUCCGAACGAACAGAUCUAAGUUAUCUUGAGCAGAUCGUUCAGUGGUAUAAAAAAGCCAUAAACCUAGUAGAAAAACCAAUAAAUAAAAAGUCACGCUUGGUAGAUAUCCUUAAAUUACAAAUAAGCAAGAAGGAUGCGUAUAAUAAAAACAUGUUUGUUUAUAUAUUUAUAGCGAUACUGAGAGCUUUAGGAAUACAAUGUAGGUUGGUCCUUUCAUUCCAAGUAGAGUCUUUACGACCUCCUGCUAGUGAACUUCAUUCAUUACGAAAUGACGAUAUUAAAAAGGAGAUGAAAAAUAAAAGUUCGAAGAAUAAAACUGAACAUAACAAAAGUCUGUCUAGCAAAGAGUCGAAACAAUCUGGAACUAUCAAACAGAAAAAAGACAAUAAUGCUUUGGUAAUAAAAACAUCUAAUGCAUCAUCUGUUGACAAAUGUGGCAAUUCCUAUGCAAUGAGAAAUAAAGAAAAAAAAGGUAAAUCUGUUAAUGAAGAUAGAAAAUCGGAAGCAGAUAAUAAAUUAAAUAAUAAUACAAUAAAGAAAGAUGAGAAAAAAAAUGUAGAGAAUAAAAAUAAAUCUACAAAUGAAAAAGGUGAUAUGUUAAAAGUUAAAGAAACUAGAAAACGUUGUUUAAGAAGUGAAAGAAAUACAGAAAAAGAAACUAUUCACAUACAGGAAUCAAAUGAAAUGAAAAAGAAAUUAAAAAACGAGGAUAUUAAAAUUAAAGAAAAAGGGUUUAAAAAUACUUUAGAUGUGAAAGAAACUAAAAGCCGUUCAAAAAGUGAGAGUAACAGUGAAGUAAAGGCAUCUAAAUCAAAACCUAAAAAUAAUUCAAAGAAAGAUGUAAUUAAAAUAAAAUUUCCAAAAAGAGAGAAGAUCAAAGGGGUUCCCCAAGUUGAUGGUACAAAUAAUUCAUCUGACGAGGAAUAUUUUAUAAAACAGUUAGAUGGUGCAGAUGACAAAAAAGAAAAACCAAAGUCGAAAAAACCUAAUUUGAAAAAAUUAAGGACCCCAGAAAAUGCUUGUGAUGUGAAGAAACAUCCAAAUCGAUUGAAAACUCUGGACAAAGGAUAUAAUUCCGAAGAUGACUUUCAACCCAGAAACUCAAUUAUGAAGAAAAAUACCGAGUCUCCUAAAGUAAUAGAAAAUCGCAAAGUUAAUUUAAACAAAUUGAAGAAUUUAUCAAAAAAAAGAGAUCAGCCAAAAACAGUUGUAUCACCACCUCAAAAACAACUAAACGUUAAAGACGAUAUAAUAAAUCUAAUCAAAGGUAGGAUUGUGGAACAGAAGCAAGUAGAUAGGAGUAGAAUGGUAAAAAAAAGAAAACCUCCACCUGACGAUAGUGACUCUGACAGCGACUUUAUGCCAGAACCCAUUAAAAAGAAACAUCAUCACAGUGACAGUGAUAUCGAUUAUUUUGUGCCCAAACCUAAAGUUAAGCAAAGAAUAAGAAUACCGAGAAAAGGGUCAGAUUUGAAAACAUCAACCGAUAGCGACCUUGAGAAGACUGGCAAGAAAAAGGGUAAUAAUGUUUGGGCAGAAGUAUUUUUAGAAGCCGAAGAAAAGUGGAUUAGUGUAGACGUCGUUCGUGGCCAGGUCCAUUGCGUAAAUGAAUUAUUUACCCGGGCUACUCAUCCAAUUUCUUACAUUGUGGCAUGGAAUAACAAUAACAACAUAAAAGAUAUUACGAAGAGAUACUGCACCAAUUUUAAUACUAUUACUCGUAAAUUGAGGGUAGACGCAAAAUGGUGGGAUGAAACUCUUAAACCAUUUUUAGGAAAAUACACUGCAAGGGAUAAGGAAGAAGACGAUGAUUUAAAUCGACAGCAACUCGACCAACCUCUGCCAAAAUCUGUUGCAGAAUACAAAAACCAUCCGCUAUACGCGCUCAGAAGGCAUUUGCUUAAAUUUGAGGACAUAUAUCCCCCUGACGUCCAGCCGUUAGGCUUUAUAAGAGGAGAAGCAGUAUAUCCCAGGAAUUGUGUUUAUGUGUGCCGAUCUAGAGAUAUCUGGCUUAAAGAAGCUAAGGUUGUUAAACUAGGGGAACAACCAUAUAAAAUCGUGAAAGCCAGGCCAAAGUAUGACAAGCUUUCAAACAAAAUUAUAACCGAUCAGUUGUUGGAAAUUUUUGGGGAAUGGCAGACUACCGAUUACGAACCUCCAACGGCUCAGAAUGGGGAAGUACCAAGAAACGCCUUUGGAAACGUUGAAUUGUUUAAGCCCUGUAUGCUACCGAAGGGUACUGUACAUCUGAAAUUACCCGGCCUCAAUAAAGUGUGUAGGAAAAUGAACAUAGAUUGUGCGUCCGCAAUUGUAGGAUUCGAUUUUCAUGGGGGUUGGAGUCAUCCAAUGUACGACGGAUUUGUAGUUUGUGAAGAAUUUGUCGACGCAGUGGUAGCCGCGUGGGAAUCCGAACAAGAAGAGAUUGAAAAGAAGGAAAACGAGAAAAUUGAAAAACGGGUAUAUGGGAACUGGAAAAAGCUCAUCAAGGGUCUGUUAAUUAGAGAAAGGCUCAAAGCUAAAUAUGACUUUGGUGAAGCUAGCACAUCUAAGGAAAGUAAAGAAAAGAAACCGAAAGGGCCAAGAUUUUGUACAAAGAAAAGAUAAAAAUGAAAAGUUGUGAAAUGAAAAAACUUGUAAAACAUCAUCUAUGGAAAUAAAUUCUAACCAAAACAUCGUUAUAUCUCUGAGGAGUAAACAAAUAUUUUGUACGGGUGAAAAUAAAUACAUUUAAGGUACAUUUCUUGCCAAUAAAAUUUUGAUCUUUAUUAUUGUUAUACAAUCACUUUUUAUUGGUAUUAUAGAAAAUUUAUAUUUAAGUUUAUUAAA
Anoplophora glabripennis (Asian longhorned beetle) is the source of this 3978-nucleotide messenger RNA. RefSeq names its product DNA repair protein complementing XP-C cells homolog (gene Xpc). Gene Ontology annotation, molecular function: single-stranded DNA binding; damaged DNA binding. The transcript has 7 exons. The record is from RefSeq and is a predicted model, not a curated record. The coding region runs from base 262 to 3756 and encodes 1164 amino acids. NCBI's taxonomy places the organism in Eukaryota, Metazoa, Arthropoda, Insecta, Coleoptera, Cerambycidae. Gene Ontology annotation, cellular component: XPC complex; nucleus; cytoplasm. Gene Ontology annotation, biological process: mismatch repair; nucleotide-excision repair.